This is a messenger RNA of Hydra vulgaris (swiftwater hydra), 1716 nucleotides long. RefSeq lists its product as uncharacterized. The record is from RefSeq and is a predicted model, not a curated record. Lineage: Eukaryota; Metazoa; Cnidaria; Hydrozoa; Anthoathecata; Hydridae. Gene Ontology annotation, biological process: regulation of transcription by RNA polymerase II. Gene Ontology annotation, molecular function: DNA binding. Gene Ontology annotation, cellular component: nucleus.
AUGCCUAUAAAAGCUACAAUUUUAUGGAAUUAUUUCAAUAAAGUUACUGUGUCAGGUGUUAAAUGUGGGGAAUGUAAAAAGUGUCAAAUCCAAAUCAAGUUAACUGAUGGAUCCACUAGUGGUAUCAGGUACCAUCUGAAAACAAAGCAUCCCACUGACUACGCUACGAUGUUAAGAGCCCAAAUUGAACUUGAGCGCCAAAGAGAAGAAGAUAUUAAAGAAAUUACAGAAGCUGCCUUCGAACUGAAUGACGCAUACAAUCAACGAUCACAAAAAGGCUUAUCUAAAUGUGUUAAUGGGGGAACUAUUGGGAAAUAUUCUUCCCAAUCAGGCAGGCAAUUGGAGACAGACAUGGUAAUCAUGUCAUACAUUGCCAGGUCAAGUAGUCCAUUCACUCUAGUAGAUGAACCAUGCUUCAAAGAAAUAGUGGAACAUUUAAAUCCAAAAGUAAUUGUGAAACAUUCCUCGACUUUUUCAAGGUACAAGCUGCCAUUGCUUUAUGAAAGCGUUAUGGAUACUGUGCAAAACCUAAUUGAAAAAGAAGUUUCCACUUGUCAACAGGUGGCUAUCACCACUGAUGGUUGGACCUCUAGGUCACAUGAUCCAUACAUGACUCUUAUGCUUCACUAUAUCAAUAGUCAGUUUGAACUGAAAAAAUAUGUUCUCAACUUUGACAAUUUCGUGGGAAGACACACUAGUUACCACAUUAGCAAAGCUCUGGAAGAAAUGAUCCAAAAAUAUCCGGUAUUGGACGCCGUGCCCAAGAAAGUCAUUGUCCACGAUGCGGCGGCAAACAUGAAACAUGCUGUGUCAAUCAUGAAAAAAACAAAAUAUGAAUCACUGUUGUGUGCAGACCACCUACUAAACACUAGCCUACUACAUGCUACCAAUGAAGUGCAAGAAGUCAAAGAAUGCAUAGAUAUUGCCACACAACUAUCUAGCAAAGUCCACAGAUCCACCUUAGCUUGUCAACUUAUUGAAAAAGAGUGUAUGUUGCUCCGUGUAAACUAUGUUAAAAUCAUUGCUCCGGUAAAAACCAGGUGGAAUUCUAACUGUUUUAUGCUGGAGUCAAUCCUUAAACUUAAAGAUGUGUUGAUUUUUCUUAGAGAAAAAGAUGCACUAAAUAACAACCCACUACAGAACGUUAUUCCAAGUGACAACCAAUUUUCACUGAUGGCUUCACUGAUGCCAGUCUUAAAAAAAAUGAAGAUUAUGUCAGAUUGCAUGUCCAAGGACACUGAACCAGUGCUUCAUCAUAUGCUAACUAUGCUUUAUAAAACUGACAAUUUUCUUCAUGACCACAUUGAUAUGGAAAACAGAGAAAUAGUUAAUGCUUUUUGUAAAAAACUAAGUGAGCAUUUACACCUAGCCACGCGAUUCAAUGAACAUGGAAGAUACAACCAACACUAUGCCUUGGGAAACCUUCUUCAUCCGUACUUUAGAGGAUAUAUGCUUAGACAUUACGGUAUCUUCGAAGAGUUCACCAGAAAAGUCAUCAACGAUCAUCCAUUGUCGGACGCUGUUUCGAUCAGUGAAAAAAAUAAUCAUAAAGCUACACAAGUUAAAAUGCCAGUUGGUGUGGAUGAGUGCGACGAUUUACAAAAUAUAGAGAUUGAACAGGGUAAUAAUAACCACACCAUUAGUCAAAAUGUACCGGAAAUUGAAAGGGAGUUUGAAUCUUUCCACGCUAUGCCUCGUGUUGAAGAAAAGCAUUAA